AACAACUUCAAAGUGUCCAAAACAUCACUAUUAAGUAAGGUACAUGAUAAUUAAAAGAAUCGUAUCUUUCCCUACAAUGGUUGGUAGAUGCUAGUUUAACAUCAUUUGCGUUUUAAUUAAAUUGUUUUUCUCGAUCAAGAAACAGCCGUUAUAAACACUGCGUCAAUAGAAUCAAACGUCAUAAAGGGCUAUAGAUAAUCACCAAAGACUGCCUUCUACCAUAGAAAUUCAAGGUUUUAGAAAAUGGCAAUAUUAAUAAGAGGAAUGCACGGCUUUCACGUCAUCCUUUGCGAUCCUAUUAAAAUAAGACGACAUACUCAAAGCUCAUCACAUUUUUGGCCGUUUUGCUAGAACCGACCUACAAAUAAAUUGGUGAUAACUCCAGUACCAAUUAUCUCACAAGAUUCCGCUGAACUGCUGCUCAAGUGAGCAAAAUCUAUAACAUCUGUUCGUUACAAAUCGACUUCAGAGUCAAAAUCUCAGCUGAUGUUGGCGAAAAUCACUAUUUCAGUAUAUUCUUGUUCACUAUAUGCUUGGCAAUAUACAGGAACAUGCAUUGCUUGUGCGCAAUACUGGGGACCGUAAAGAAGAUGUGCAGCUUUCUUUCUAUAGUGGCACUGAUGGUACUUAUUGGAGGAGUCUCGGCAAAGGUGUGUUACUUUGCUCAAGAGCCCAAUCCUAGCCGUGGACAUCAACUCCAAUGGGUGAUGGUAGGUAGUAAAAACGAACGCUGCUCGUGUACGAACAUCUUAGCAGGAGGAGUAAACACAAGGGCAACGAAGACACCGUACGAAAAAUACUACACCGAUCAACCACUGUUCACUCAAGACGUAGAAGAGAUUCACGAUUACUUCGAUUGUCAUGAUGAAAAAAUGAUGACCACUAAAAAGACACAAGAACAUGCCGACUGCCAAGCUUGGCUUGAUACCGGAAGCACUACCAGUGGAGUUUACCACAUCGGUUUACAAUCACCUACAGGCACGAAAGCAGUCUACUGUGACAUGGAAGGUGACAAAGGCUGGAUGGUUUUCCAAAGGCGCCAAGACGGGUCUCUGAACUUCACUCGGACUUGGCUCGAGUACAAAACAGGCUUUGGUGAUGUAAGCAGUGAGUUCUGGCUUGGAAAUGAAGCACUUCGUCUGCUGACUAAGGAUGGGUCUAAUUGGACAAUCCGUGUGGAUCUUAUAGAUGAAGAGGGUCAGAAAAUGUCUCUGAUUACUUCACCCUUCUAUAUUACAGGAGACAAGUACGCCCUCAGCGUUGGAAGCCCUGAUAUUGAGCCAGUCGAUGGAAAAUGUGAACAACCCCUCGGAAUGGAAGACAAAACCAUUCCUGAUUCGAGCAUCACAGCAUCAGGUGUCUACGAAAAAUAUUCGGGUUAUUGUUCUGAGGUUAAUGGGCGUCUAAACCAGGUGGAUGGCAGUUGGUGCCCGAGAUACGAGACUGCAUCAUGGUUUCAGGUAGAUCUAAAGAUACAGACCCAGGUUGAAGGUGUCAUUAUGCAAGGAAGUUAUCUUUCUACCGAUAACGAGUGGGUAAAAAAGUACACAGUGGAGUAUAGUUCCGACCAGACACAAUGGGACUACGUUGGUGGAACAACUAAGGCUACAGCACAGGUAUUCGAUGGCAAUACGGAUCAUAAUAGCAUCGUUACCAGCACGUUCGACGAGCCUAUUCAAGCACGGUACAUCCGCAUCAAACCGACAGAUUAUAACGUAUGGCCAUCAAUGCGGAUUGAGCUCAUUGGUUGCAAAGGUGGUGUUUUUGAGUCGUUGAAUGGCCGUACGUUCUCAACCUAUGACAACGACAAUGACAACGAUGGUCAAAACUGUGCAGAUGUCGUCAAGGCAGGUUGGUGGUUCGAUGACUGUGCAGUAGAAUCGAACCUGAAUGGCGAAUUUUCGCAUCGAUUGGAUUCGGGUCUGGAGUAUCGCGGUAUUCGUUGGUUCACUUGGCCGGGACGACAAAUUGUCAAGACCGAAAUGAAGAUGCGUCGCAAUAACUAAAGCAGAUCAUAGUAAUUUUUGUUUGCGGGAUGCAAUCAAUUCUAACAGCAGUAGUUAACUAUUCAGUCCCUUUUUUUUUUUAAGAAAUGCUGUAUCAUCAAAUCCUGAUGCAAGCAACUUCAAAAUUUUAAUAAUGAUAAAAAUUAGUAAUAGAUAGAAGAUUACAAGUACGCUUUAAAGGCAGUGGACACUAUUAGUAAUUACUCAAAAUAAUUAUUAGCAAAAAACCUUACUAACGCGUAACAGGGAGAGGCUGACGGUAUAAAACAUUGUGAGAAACGGCUCCCUCU
This is a messenger RNA of Asterias rubens (European starfish), 2296 nucleotides long. Its product is annotated as fibrinogen-like protein 1. The record is from RefSeq and is a predicted model, not a curated record. The coding region runs from base 552 to 2006 and encodes 484 amino acids. NCBI's taxonomy places the organism in Eukaryota, Metazoa, Echinodermata, Asteroidea, Forcipulatida, Asteriidae. The transcript has 7 exons.